ACUGCUCGCAGCUAUCUCAAUUGGUUCUGAGACAUUCCAGAAAUGGUGGUUUUGAAGAAACGAGCGCUUCUGCUUGCUGCAGUCGCCUUGUCGUUCUCAGUCAAGUCUCUCGACCCUGAAUAUCUACUACAUGGUUCGGUAUGGCAAACCACAACUGCCAUCUUUUUCAGUAUGCUCGCAGUUCGAUUCUCUUGGUCUUGUCUUCUUUACCCUCUAUGCUUAAGUCCUUUACGCCACUUGCCGCAUCCCAAACAGACCUCACUUCUGCUUGGCCAGUUCUCCAGGAUUAUCAAGGAACCUACCGGCUACCCCCACCGAGAAUGGAUGGAGGAAAUUGAGAACGAUGGUUUGAUCUACUAUCGGGGUCUUUUCAACAUGGAGAGAGUUAUGGUCACAACACCCAAGGCGCUUAGCGAAGCCGUAACGCUGAAAAGUUAUGAUUUGAUCAAACCACCAACCUUGACAAAGGGCCUGGCUCGUAUUCUUGGAUAUGGCAUUCUUUUGACCGAAGGGCAAGAACACAAAAAUCAACGAAAGAAUUUGACCCCAGCGUUCAGUUAUCGUCAUGUCAAGGAUCUGUACCCGGUCUUCUGGGAGCAAUCUCGAGACAUGAUUUUGGGCAUUGAUAAGGACAUUGAGAGUAAGCCAACCACAAAGGAUGAGAACGAAAAGCAAGAGAACAGUAGCGAAGUUAAUGUUGAUGGAUGGACUUCUCGUGCCACCCUCGACAUCAUCGGAGUAGCCACUAUUGGAAAGUCUUUCGGUGCCAUUGAAGACGACCAGAGCGAGCUUUACCGAACUUACCAGACACUCUUCAAGCAAGAUUGGCAGACACGCAUGAUUGGACUUCUCAACUUUUUCUUGCCUUUCUGGUUCCUCAGAGCAUUGCCGAUCCCGCGCAAUGUCAAGGUAGAGAAGGCACGAGUGUAUCUUAGCAAGAUCUGUUUCGAGAUGCUUGCAGAGAAGAGGUCGAAGAUUGCUGCUGCGAAGGAGAAGGACAAGUCAGAUGAGACAGCCGGGGGUAUUGACAUCCUAAGUGUUGCUAUGCAGAGCGGAGGCUUCACAGAUGGGCAAAUUGUCGAUCAGUUGCUCACCUUCUUGGCUGCCGGACACGAAACUACCGCCACAGCCAUGACUUGGGCUGUCUACGUCCUUGGCAAACAUUCAGACGUGCAACAAAAGCUGCGCGAUGAAUUGCGUGCUUCACCCCUCCCAGACAUCCGUGACACAGGAGCAAAAGUCACCGCUGAACAGAUUGAGCAACUGUCUUACCUUCACGCUGUUGUCAAUGAGGUACUCCGUUUCUACUGUCCGAUACCAAUGACCAUCCGUAUUGCUGAGAAAGAUGUCGUCCUUGCUGGUCAUCUGAUUCCUGAAGGCACCACUGUUCUCACACCUCUUAUUGCCGCCAAUCAUAACUCGGCUAUGUGGAGCGAAGAUCCUAAGGUGUUCAAUCCGGAGCGAUGGAUGGGUCCUGGAAGAGCAAAUACUGGAGGUGCGGAGAGCAAUUAUUCGAACAUGACCUUCUCACAUGGACCGAGAGGAUGUAUCGGAGCCAGUUUCGCGAAAGCUGAAUUCGCCUGCUUGCUCGCUGCUUGGGUCCUUGGAUUCGAGACCACAUUGGUCGACCCGGACAUGGAGACUGAUGUGACAGGGGGUAUCAUCAGGAGGAUCAAAGGGGGUCUUCGUGUCAAGGUCGUCCAAACAAAAUCAUGAGAGAGGCGGAAGACCGGAUCAUAUGGAAAUAAUUCUCCAUAUUGAAACGGCUUCGAGGCUCUUGAGCAGAGAUCGGUUAUUGCGCUGGUUGGGACGAAGCUCCUCUUAGAUAAUGCGCUUCCGCUUGAGCUCUCGGCUCCAGGUUGAGAAAGGGGAUGGCGUGAUCCGAGCAGUCGGUAAGUUGAUAUAUUAGUGACGGGAUAUUCUCGGCAUACUGAUCGACAUAACGCAACAUCCACGCAACUACCUAUACACAAUCAAUGCUCGACUGUGGCGCAAUUUUAGUCCCAAAGGACCUUCGCUUAUAGUUAGAAUAGAUCCUUCACCUUCAUACGAACACUCAACCCGGCUUUGAUCGAAGCGAAGC
Molecule: messenger RNA, 2083 nt
Organism: Aureobasidium pullulans EXF-150
Lineage: Eukaryota; Fungi; Ascomycota; Dothideomycetes; Dothideales; Saccotheciaceae
Product: cytochrome P450 monooxygenase
Exons: 3
Coding region: 43-1716 (557 amino acids)
Molecular function (GO): monooxygenase activity; heme binding; iron ion binding
Source: RefSeq, a predicted model, not a curated record